This is a messenger RNA of Anoplopoma fimbria (sablefish), 2051 nucleotides long. RefSeq names its product myeloid-derived growth factor (gene mydgf). NCBI's taxonomy places the organism in Eukaryota, Metazoa, Chordata, Actinopteri, Perciformes, Anoplopomatidae. The coding region runs from base 36 to 548 and encodes 170 amino acids. The record is from RefSeq and is a predicted model, not a curated record. Gene Ontology annotation, biological process: positive regulation of angiogenesis; positive regulation of endothelial cell proliferation. The transcript has 6 exons.
UCGACACACACCACCACACAUCUGAGGAGGAAGAGAUGGCCACCCUAAAUAACUUCGGCUCUGUGGCUUCGUCGUUUAUGUUUAUGUUCGUAUUGAUAAUCGUUGCAUUUGUCCCGGUUGAUGCUUCUUCUGAUCAGACGAAGACGGUGGAGUUCAACGUUAAACCGGGAGGAGUGGUGCACACUUUCACUGAGGCGAUUGGGAAGUAUGAGUGCUCAUUCACUUAUGCCUCACAAGGGGGAACCAACGAGCAAUGGCUGAUGAGCGUGGGUCUGAGCGACGACGACAGACUGUUCUCCUGCUCCGUGUGGAGGCCCCAGGGGAAAUCCUAUCUGUUUUUCACUCAGUUCAAAGCUGAACUGAAAGGAACCAAAAUUGAAUAUGCUAAUGCAUAUUCUCAGACGGUGGCUGCAGGACAAAGUGACAUGCCUUUGAAGCCGGAGGAAUUUACCGUAGGAGACUCAACAGUGACCCACAGAGAUGGAAAAUUCAGCGCUCAACUCUCCAAACUGACUGCCAUUGGACGGACCAAACAUGAUGAGCUGUAAUUUUUCAGGAGUCUGAUUUUAGUUUCAUGUGUUGAGCUCUGAGUCGGGCCUCUAUGAUUCAUCUCAGUAGUCAAUGAAGGAUGGAUUUGUGGGGGUGAAAAAACUGAAGUGGGAUGAUACUGACACUGUAUGUCAGUAGAUGAAUUACCCGUUAUGUUAUUACAAUGGAUUUGAAAAUGCUGCUUGGGACAAAAUACAGCCCGGCAUCAGUUUGGUAUUCUUAUUUUUUUUACUACAUAAUGUCCUAGUUUAAAUUCUGCCAUAAGAUAAAGUGCUUCAAGGGUUAUUUCUCAGUUUCUGAGGCAAUAAGAUUUACAGAGAGCAAAUCUGCUUCUGAUUCACUGUUGGACGCCUGUGAAUGUAUAGAGGAUUGGUGUCUGGGGGCUUGUAGGGUGUAGAUAACACAUUCAGAGUAGGGAGGGAUUUAUCUGUCCUGUGUAAUCCUGAGAUGGAAAGAGAAUAAUCUCCAAUAGCGUCAUCGCGCUCUCAUAAACAAUUACAUUUUCUACAAUCUUGUUCUGUUCUGAGCUGAGCUCCUCGCUCUCGCUUUCUGUUUGUAUUUGACUGUUAGAUUAACUGUAAACACACAUUUUAUUCCCUAAAUCACCAAUCGGUACCACUUGUAAUCAAUUACGUUUUUUGUUUUUGGCCAGAAGGGUAACUUGUAAUAGAGCAGAUAGCAGCUACGGGACAGUAAGAGAAAGAUGUAGAGAACACACUGGAGAUCAGUGCAUUUUUGGAUACAUCUUCAAUAGUGUCAGUGUGAAUUAAGUGUUGAGAAAUUAAGUAUAUUAUUUAAUUUGAAAAAGCCUUGAUCUUGAACAUUUUAAUUAGACUCCUGCAGCAGAAGACACAACCAGUUCCUUAUUUAAAUUUCUCUCUUUUUAAUUUCAGGAUAUUUCACUGACUUCUCAAUUACACUGUUUGAGUUUCAACCCCAAAAAACUACAACAUAAGGUCUGCACAGACAUUUGGAUCAUAAUAUAUAGAGAGAAGAGAUGUCAUCACAUAAAUCCUGAGCCCCUUUUGAACCGUCUGCUUUCAUCCUUCAGUGUAACAUGGGUGGAUCCGCGAGGGUAUUGUGCAGCGAGCAGGCUUGCCUUUAGCUUCCUUACAUUGAUCCAAUCUUCUUAGAUCCACACAAGUAUCCACGAGAUGAGUUCUGGGGAUUAAUUUCACAUUCGAGGAUUGUGCUGAUUUGAUUCUGCGGUCAAAUUACUCGCUGAGAUCAGUACCUUGUUGGUCGGGGUUCGGAUCCUCUCAUCUGUCUGGUGUUGAGGAAACGCUCAGCGGGGGACGUUUGUGAGUCCCUGUGUCACCACCGUUGAGGCUCCUUCUGGGGUCACAACAGGAAGCAACCACGUCCAGAUGCUGUUCCAGAAUAGAAACAAACACACGUUACUCAUUUUAAUACACGUUUUUAUUUUAUUUUUCUACUUCUUAUUUGUUCUGGUUCAUGAUGAAAUGUGAUUGAUGUUUGAAUAAAAACAUGUUGUCACUGUG